Molecule: messenger RNA, 4706 nt
Organism: Larimichthys crocea (large yellow croaker)
Lineage: Eukaryota; Metazoa; Chordata; Actinopteri; Sciaenidae
Gene: crk
Product: v-crk avian sarcoma virus CT10 oncogene homolog
Exons: 3
Coding region: 341-1288 (315 amino acids)
Biological process (GO): cell migration; enzyme-linked receptor protein signaling pathway
Cellular component (GO): cytoplasm
Molecular function (GO): receptor tyrosine kinase binding; signaling adaptor activity
Source: RefSeq, a predicted model, not a curated record
GAGUGGGGUCUUUUUUUUGUUUUCCCGUAUCCGCCAUUUCAGUUUUUGAAGUUAGUUGUCAUCGGUCGCUGGAUUGUGGCUGGAAUUCUGCCGCUCAAACGCAUUUGUGUGAUAAUUAGAGCUCACUUCCGGCCACAAACCAAACGAGAGUCGUUUUUGUCCCCCGGCUGUGGCGCUAUAUCGGCGGAUUGAUGUCCAGACGGAUAGCCGCGGAUGUCGCCUGUUUACUAAACGUGCUCUAGGCGCUAAAGUUUUUGUAUGAGUUGAAGGCUUCGCUUGUGGAUAACGGGAGGGAGAGAAGGGAAGGCCCGGUGAAAGCCUCGGCUUUGGAGUGGUUAUCAUGGCCGGAAAUUUUGACGCGGAGGACCGCGGCAGCUGGUACUGGGGUCGGUUGAGCAGGCAGGAGGCUGUGUCUCUGCUGCAGGGGCAGAGGCACGGCGUGUUUCUGGUCCGGGACUCCAUCACCAGCCCCGGCGACUACGUGCUCUCGGUAUCAGAGAACUCCAAAGUCUCGCAUUACAUAAUUAACAGCAUCAGCAACAACCGACAAUCCGGUCCAGGUUUGGCCCUUCCGAGGUUCCGCAUCGGUGACCAGGAGUUUGACGCUCUCCCUGCUUUGCUAGAGUUCUAUAAAAUCCACUACUUGGACACCACCACCUUAAUAGAACCCAUCAACAAGUCCAAACACACCUCCUUCAUCAGCGUCGGCCCCGGCGGAGCUCCACCACCUCGCCUCGAAGACGAGUACGUCCGGGCGCUUUUUGAUUUCCCCGGCAACGACGAGGAGGAUCUCCCGUUUAGGAAGGGCGACAUCCUCCGGGUUCUCGAGAAGCCGGAGGAGCAGUGGUGGAACGCCCAGAACACUGAAGGCCGGGCGGGGAUGAUCCCUGUGCCGUAUGUUGAGAAGUACCGACCGGCGUCUCCGGGUUCUGUGGCGGGGUCCGGGGUGCCUGGGGGGCCGCCGGGAGGAAUGGGGAUGUUAGGGAACUCUGAUGGCUCUGCAGCCCAGCCCGGCGCUCCGCUGCUAGGAGACCCCAGCCAGUACGCGCAGCCCACCCCUCUCCCAAAUCUCCAGAACGGACCUGUCUUUGCCAGGGCCAUACAGAAGAGGGUGCCCAAUGCCUACGACAAGACUGCCUUGGCCUUAGAGGUGGGCGACAUGGUGAAGGUGACCAAAAUAAACGUGAACGGCCAGUGGGAGGGCGAAUGUAAAGGCAAACGUGGCCACUUUCCCUUCACACACGUCAAACUGCUGGACCAGCACAACGCCGAGGAUGAACUCAGCUGAGAGCGGACGGCCACGCCGCAACCUGGACACUAGUAUUAGAUCCUUCCUCACCCCUCCCUUCCUUCCCGUUCCCCACACACACACUCACCCGCUCCCCCUCCCUCACAUCUGCUCCAGCUUUUACCUGCACCAAGUACAGUUUGAGAGAAUCGGCAACAGGCCCUCGUAACACACACACACCCCCUCCAUUUCUCUGAAUAAUCAUGCCCGCCCUUCUCCACCACUGACUCGUCGUAACAAAAAAAAAAAAAAGUGGUCACAUACUCUACAGCAGAGCUGUAAGCUGAAUCUCCGGUUCCAUGAAUGUAGCAACACCCUUUUCGAUUCCUCCCCUCGUCACGUCUCUCUGCUGCGGACACGUUAUCAAUGCUCACUCCUCAGGAGGCUCCUCACCGCAGAGUUCAACCACUUCCUCUUCCUGUGUUGGAGCCAGUAGAUAACUGCUCGGCGCUGUCAUUUUUCAUCCUCGCCUCCUCCCGUCACCAUGGUUACAGCGCCUCAUGCUGCAUUCAUGUCAAAUAGGAAUACAAAUAGGAAGAGUAACAACAGUUUUCAUGUGUUUUGUUUUAAGAACUUUGUUUAAAGGAAUAGUUUAAUAGACAUUUUCUUGGAAAUAUGUUUAUUCAGUCUCUUGCCAAGAGUUACAUGAGAAGUUUGGCACCACUUUAAUGUCUGUACUGUAAAUAUGAAGGCACUACCAGCAGUUGUUUAGCUUGGCUUUGCAUAAAGACUGGAAGCAGGGGGAAACGGCUAGCGUACUCUGUGGGAAUCCACCUAUGAGCACCGUUUCAAGCUCACUAAUCAAACAUCGCAUCUUGUUUGUUUUAAGCUGCAAAAAACAAAGUUCAGGAUGACAGUUUGGUUAUCAAGUUGCCAGGCAACCAGCAGGUAAUCUAGGAGGUCACUGCACCCACGCAAAAAAAUAGUCCCCCGUAACGGUAACCGCAAUCUGUAACUAUCUGAUAGUAAAAAAUAAAGUUACAUUUGGACAGAGCCAGGCUAGCAGUUUCCCCCCUUUCUUCCAGGCCUUAUGCUAAGCUAAGCUACCCGGCGGCAGCUCCAUAUUUAGCUAACAAACAGGAGAACCGUAUGGCUCUUCAUCAUGUUGGCAAGAAAGCAAACAAGCGUGUUUCGCAGCUAUUCUUUUAAUCCUGAUCAGUUUGUUUCACACUUCCAGUACGGCCAUGUGGUGAGUGAUAUGUUUAGAAAAUCACAGUUUCAAUACCUGCCACAGAAAUGAUCCAGAUGUUUGCUCAAAGCUGCCAUGAUAUGCAGCAUCAUAGUUCUCUACAUUUCACUCCUGUUUGUCUGAACUGGUGUCCUGUUGGUAGUGAUGUCUUCAAGACACACAGGAGCCCUGACUAAUAUUUUAAUUCUAAAAAUAUUGUUGAAGGAUCUUUUGCGUUCAUUUUUAGUUUAGAAGUGUGUAUCUACCAUUGUUCUUAUUGGACAUGAAUGCAGCAUUAGCGUGAGAUCUGCACAUUUAAUCACUGAAAGAAAUGAAAGCGCUGAGUCAACUGGAGGUGUACAGCCCACCAUAUAUGAAACGGAGAGCAGAGAACCAGCAGCUUGGAGCGACUUCACGUAGUUCUAGAUCUAGUCAUAGAGCAGGCCCCAGCAGUGAACCUGAGAAACUUCAAAACGAUUGUUGAGAGGGGGGGGGGUGAAGGCAACACUACAUUCAACCUCUCCACGCCUCCCACCUUGGCUCACCUCAGCCACCCAUUUACUACGACCAAGUACCACCAAGUAGUCUUUUGUAAGAAAAAAAAAAAAAAAGAACAUAUUGUUAUGAAAUGAUGUACUAUGUGAUUAUCAUUACAUGCUAAGAUAUUGUUUUUUUGUUAUCUUCUUCAUAGCUGAUUUAUUUUUGUCUGGGAGGAAACAGUUUGGAUGUACACUUUUACUGCUGCAUGUUGGGAGGGAGGGAGCGAUGGGUCACUGGUGGAAAAAUGGAUAAACUGACUGGAGGUGGGGGCUCCACAUCUGUUCCACCCCCCCCAGCCCAGCCCCUCACAAGGCCACAUGUGUUCUCAUUCUGCGUCUGCUGUACACAAAUGAAGUCAAACGGAGUGAAUGUAGGCUGUCCACCAUGUUAGUUAGUGCCGUAUUCUCAUAUUAGUGCUCUGCAUUCAGCUCACUGAAUAUACCUUAGCCGACAUCUCGUCAAAUGUGUCCAAGGAAAGAAGAAUUAUUUGGUACCUGCCCUUUUUUUGUUUGUUUUUAGCCUUUUUAAUAAUCUCAUUGCCACCUUGCACCGGUCUGUUCUUUUAAUCUUGGGCUCAUCCUUUGCGCUUCCUCACAUAAUCCUGUGCCACACUUUUAUUUAAAGCCUUGUCCGUUUAUGAUGCACGGGCCAACAUGGACUUUUUAUGUUUAUCUACCGUCUGCCAUGUCUGUAUUGCCAAGAGAUGAGGCAAAUAGAACAGCAAAUUAUAAUGUAGUCCAGAUUGCCUUCUUUUAUUUCCUCCAACAACAAAAAAGGUUGUUUUCUGUUGAUUGAAUCAAUCUAUUUGUUGACACCUGACAAUCAUCACCCUCUUGUAUCAUAAUGCAGGCUGGUGUGGCUUGAAGUGUGCGUGCGUGCGCACAUGCGUGCGCUGUAGCUUUAGACCUUUGCCAGAGGGAACCUGGGCCACUUUGAAUUUGAGCUGCGAGAACUCGCUGUCUCUUCCAAGCCAGGACUUCCUCUCAGAUGUCAUGGGUACAGGGUUUCUGGCCAGCGCACCGUGUCACCUUUAGGUGGCACUGUAACAGCACACAGAGAGAAAGCUGAUUUCUGCCAGUGCUUAUGAGAUUAAAGGAGAUGAAAUUUGAUUUUUAACAGGAUGCACUUACUGCUUUUACACUGAGUUUGCAUUGAUUCAUGCGCUCUUUUUUUUUUUCUUUUUUAGGGUUUUUAAUUCUCCUUGAUUGCUCCCACACAUUAGUUUCUAGGGCCUUAUAGCUUCUCCUGACAUGGUCUGCCCCACUUUAAUUUUCAUUUUCAAAUUGGCCAUUGUCCAAAAUCUGUGUUAAGAUAUUUGCUAUUUAAAAACAUAUGGUUGAAAUCUAGAGAAGUAACAUUUGUGUUUACUGCCAGCCUUUUGAUACAGUACAUUUUUCAUAUCGAGCUUCUUCGGUUGUUCACAUACCACACGUGGCAGGUGCUUAGCAACAUGAAUCAUUCUUAUAAAUUGUCUUGCCAAUGAAACCACCAAGAAGUAUUUUUUUAGUAGCCCUGCAUGAAGCCAUUUAUUUCCUUUUUUAUAUGAAGGAAGGGGGUGGCAGAGUGCCAGUGGAAAUUGUGUUAAUAUCAAAAUGUGCCAUUUUAUUAUAACACUAUAUUCUUUCAAGACAAUUGAAAUUACCUUUUUAUUUUCUGUAGCAUGUAAUGUGUUAAUAUACUAGUAAAUAAAGUCAAAUCCAUGACAAAUGA